Molecule: messenger RNA, 834 nt
Organism: Chenopodium quinoa (quinoa)
Lineage: Eukaryota; Viridiplantae; Streptophyta; Magnoliopsida; Caryophyllales; Amaranthaceae
Exons: 1
Coding region: 1-834 (277 amino acids)
Source: RefSeq, a predicted model, not a curated record
AUGAGGAAUAUAUUGUUUCUGUCACAACAGAAAUAUGCACAGGAAAUUAUAGAGCGCGCAGGUAUGGCCAGUUGUAAACCUGCGGCAACUCCAGUGGAUACUCAAUCCAAACUCAGUGCAGACUCUGGACCCCAGUUUCAUGAUCCAACACUCUAUCGCAGACUUGCAGGUGCUUUACAGUACCUUACUUUUACUCUCCCUGAUAUUACUUAUGCAUUUCAGCAAGUUUGUCUAUUCAUGCAUGAUCCCAGACAGGCUCAUUAUGAUGCUCUGAAACGCAUCAUACGAUAUAUUCAGGGCACCAUUGAUCACGGGUUACACUUAUAUCCUUCAUCUCCUACAAACUUGAUUACUUAUACUGAUGUAGAUUGGGGCGGGUGCCCGGACACUCGUCGUUCGACCUCGGGAUAUUGUUGUUUUCUUGGGGACAAUCUUAUUUCCUGGUCUUCGAAGCAUCAACCUACUCUUUCUAAAUCAAGUGCAGAGGCAGAAUACAGGGGCGUCGCAAAUGUUGUUGUCGAGGCUUGUUGGCUUCGUAAUCUUCUUUUGGAGCUACAUUGUCCACUACGACAGACUACAGUUGUUUAUUGUGAUAAUGUCAGUGCAAUAUAUUUAUCUCAUAAUCCCGUACAACACCAACGCACCAAACACGUCGAAAUGGACAUUCAUUUCGUUCGAGAAAAGGUGGCGUUGGGGCAAGUACGGGUCCUACAUGUUCCAUCUCGUUAUCAGUUUGCCGACAUCUUCACGAAAGGCCUACCUCGACAACUAUUUUUAGAGUUCAGAUCCAGUCUCAGCGUACGCCCUCCUCCCGCUACGACUGCGGGGGUGUGA